UUAAUAAACACAUUUUUACAAGAACAAUAGGAUUAUUUUUAUGAUAAAAAUCAUAUAUAAACCACUGGAGAUUUUUUUCAAACAUCAAUACCUUUCAAAAUGAAGUAUUGCAAGAUUUAUAUCAGUUUAUUGCUGCUAGGAGCUUGCCAUCUGUUAACUGGUGACAAUGAACACUCCGAAGAUCUAGAGUACUUCUUGUACGAAGACAAAGACGGCAAUCUUAAAGUAGAGCGUCUCCUAAACAGCCGACCAGAACUCUUGUCGUCGUCUGGAUCCGAUGUAAAGUACUUUUUCUUCAGCAAGUCUAACCCUGGAGAUGAAGAAGGUGUGGAGAUUCACAGCAACAACACAGAGAAAUUGAAAACGACAUCAUUUACAACAAAGAGAGAAACUAUUUUUAUCGUGCAUGGAUGGAAGGAUAGCCAUAAGGCAGAUGUUAAUUCUCAUGUCAGAGAAUAUAUACUCAGGGACCACGAUGUUAAUAUCUUUGUCGUCGACUGGAGUCCAAUUGCUGGAAAAGGUUACUUAACAGCACAGGGGUCUAUGCAAAAAGUUGGAGGAUAUAUAGCAGACUUCGCCAGAUCUCUGAAUAAAAAAUACGGUUUACAACUUAAUAAGUUGAAAUUUGUAGGUCAUUCCCUGGGUGCUCAUAUCUGUGGAUGUGCUGGAGCUGCUUUGGAUGGACAAGUCGACAGAAUUGUUGGUUUAGAUCCAGCUGGUCCUCUAUUCAGAGAAGAGAGAACAGACAACCGUAUUGACGCUAGUGAUGCAGAGAAUGUCCAAAUUAUUCACACGAAUGGAGGAAAGAUGGGAUAUUUGGCUCCAUGCGGAGACUCUGACUUCUAUCCAAAUGGAGGAAAAUCACAACCAGGUUGUGGAUUUGAUUUAGGUGGCGGUUGUGCUCACUCUAGGUCAUACGCAAUAUAUGCCGAAUCAUUGACUAGCACAGGAUUUGUUGGACAGCAGUGCAAUAGUUAUGAGGAAUAUCAGAAGGGUAAAUGUACCGGACCAAAAGCUAGCAUGGGAAUGUUCCAUAUUGAUAAAAUGGCCUCUGGUUCCUACUACCUUAAAACACACAGCAAAUCUCCAUUCCAUAAAGGAUAAAGAUGUUUAUUGUACUACAUAGUUAAAUAAACAAUAAAAUCUAACGUAAA
This is a messenger RNA of Diabrotica virgifera virgifera (western corn rootworm), 1154 nucleotides long. RefSeq names its product pancreatic triacylglycerol lipase. The record is from RefSeq and is a predicted model, not a curated record. NCBI's taxonomy places the organism in Eukaryota, Metazoa, Arthropoda, Insecta, Coleoptera, Chrysomelidae. Gene Ontology annotation, biological process: lipid metabolic process. The coding region runs from base 100 to 1104 and encodes 334 amino acids. Gene Ontology annotation, molecular function: lipase activity. The transcript is spliced from 5 exons.